Messenger RNA from Rhipicephalus sanguineus (brown dog tick), 2933 nucleotides. RefSeq names its product mitochondrial nicotinamide adenine dinucleotide transporter SLC25A51. Bases 218 to 1123 code for a protein of 301 amino acids. The record is from RefSeq and is a predicted model, not a curated record. NCBI's taxonomy places the organism in Eukaryota, Metazoa, Arthropoda, Arachnida, Ixodida, Ixodidae. The transcript has 2 exons.
UGUUUUUUGAUUGGCGGUGAGGUGAUUGAAAUCAGGUGAUGUAUAGUUUAAUAGCUAAUGCUCUCUCUACUCAUAAGACGUGUGACGGAAGCAACUAGUUUCCGCUCGCUCUGACACAUUCUGCUGCUUCGGCCAGCGAUUGAGCGUCGGCAGCUGCUGCAAUGUGAAAAUAGCCCACCCCAUUCAUUGUGACCGUUUGUGCGACGUCGACGCCAGAAUGGGAUCCGUCACCCUUCAGAAGCGAGGGCACCCCGCCCACCACAUCACCACGACUGACGAUGACAUGUGCGCUUUCGUCUGUGGUUGGGGUGCUGCCUUUGUAAACAUAAUCUGCACUUUUCCAAUGAACAAAGUGAUGUUUAGGCAGAUGCUGCACGGUGUGCGAACCAACCACGCCUUGGACCAGCUGCGUAGUGAAGGUUUCCGCCACCUCUACCGCGGUUGCCUGCCACCGCUUGUGCAGAAGACCAUAUCGGUCUCCAUCAUGUUCGGCACGUUCAGCGGUUAUAGUCGCUUCACGAUUCAUCAUUUCCCCGAGGCGAGCGAUCUUACCGUGAAGUUCCUCGCUGGCCUCAUGGCUGGCUCUACAGAGGCCAUACUCACUCCUCUGGAAAGGGUUCAAGCCUUGCUGCAGGACAAGGAACACCAUCACCGCUUCAAGAACACGAUAGAUGCCUUCAAAUUCCUGUCUCCGUAUGGCAUCAGGGAGUACUACCGGGGACUGGUACCCAUUCUCCUCCGCAACGGCCCGAGCACGUUCAUGUUCUUUAGCCUGAGAGACGAAAUGGGGCGCCUCGUGCCGAUGGACAAGACAGUUCUCUGGCAGCGGACACUGAGCGACUUUCUCAGCGGUGCCGUGGUGGGCGCAUUCGUAAGCACCGUGUUCUACCCCAUUAACGUUAUUAAGACAAUAAUCCAAGUGCAGUACGGUCCUCCACGCCUGAGCAUGUUAACAGUCUUCAAGGAGACCUAUGCAGAGCGCAAGAGCCUGCGCAAGAUGUUCUACGGUGUGCACCUUAACUACACACGGGCACUAGUGUCGUGGGGUAUCAUCAAUGCAACGUACGAGUUCUUAAGGACACAAUAUAUGCAUUAUGUUCACAGCAGUCAUGGCAGUUGGUGAGCUUUUUGUAACCCACUACACCCUUUUCAAAACUUGGUGCUUUGUUUGGACCGUGCAUCUACCGUGAAAUUGUUUGCUAGGUUGUGUGGGGUAUGUGAAUGAGCGUCGUCCUUAGUCGUGCUUUAGUUAUAAAGCAGCUUAUGUAGUUAGUACAUCUCACACGUGCAUGUUUAUUGGAAGAGGAAGUUGUGCUCCGGUAGAUCUACCCACUAUAGUGAUAGCCGUAACACAUUUUCAUUGUGAACAUGUCUUUGGGCUUGCUUCUUUAUAGAGAAUAUUGUUUUAGUGUCGUGUUGCAUCUUUGUGCGCCCAGAGCAUAAAAGUACACGUGCUCAUUCAUGCACGAGGCAUCGUUAAGAAGGCAGUGCCGACUUUGGGAGAUUCAGUUUAAAUACUUGGUUAUGCUUGUUGGGUAUUUCAAUACAUUAUGCACCAUAAUUGAGAGGAUGCUUGAUCUUACGUUAUUUUAUUAGUAAUACUAUCUGGUGGAAAAUGCUUCGUAUUCUUUUGUAAACAUGCACUCUUUGCUGUGGUUGUCUUCGCAGUACCAAUUUUGUAAUAGCAUUACGUUAUUUUAAGAUUUCGCUGCUGUGAGAAAAGUACCAAUACCAGCAUAAAGAACUAGUUUUCCCAAAUCUGAUUGUUUUUAACUUUUGCACAACAUACGUACUUAAGGCUACAUUGUGUAAAGGUUACUUAGUCUCAGCCACAUUUUUACCAAAGAGAAAAAAACAUCACUUAUUUGCUCAAAAUUGCAUUGUGAAGCCACUUUUUUGAAUAAUAUGAUUUGGUGUGCCUGUCAUAAAAGAACAAGUCAAUCAGGUGCAACCUUUUCGAAAAUUACCAAGAAAUGCUGACUCUGUUAUUUUUUUAUGUAGAUCAAGAUCUGUCAAAUACAUAAAGACAAGUUCAUAUAUGCGAGGUCAGGUCUGCAAAUGUGAUUGCCUAUGUUUCCUCUCUGUUUUCGUGGGGUUUUUUUUGUCUUUUUUUUUUCUUUUUUCACAGCUGCCUGUGUUCUCAGAAAAAGAAACUUGGCUUUCUGACGUCACAUAUUCCCAGUGUAGUACUGCACACUAGAAGCACCUCAAGAAACUUGGUAAUGAACAAAUCCUUUUCAAGGUUUGCAGUAAGAAGAUACAUUUUGCAAACCAUCAUGUAUUAGUCUGACAGGGACGUUCAAGAAGAGAUGAACAUUCUACAUAGACCUAAGUCUUUCAAGAGCAUUAAAAGAAAAAGCCGUGAGUAGCAGUCUUUCAGCACUACUUGUUUAGUCCUUCCAAUCAUGCUCGUCGCAAUUUUCAGCCAAUAGCUUUAGUCACUGCAGUCAAAUGAAUUUAGCUUCAAUCAAUGCCAGUUUCCUUUUUUUUAAGCUUUUCUGUUUCUUUUACUUGAAAAGUUAGCUGAAGCAUUACAAAAUUUCACUAAUUUUGAUACACCCCGAAUUUUGUGAUGUUCAUAUCUUAUGCACUGGGAAUACCUGGCAAAUCUGCGCUUAACAGUAUUUCGGACAUUCAAUUUCGUUUGAGUACUUGGUUACAGUACUACUCUGUCUCCGAAUUCUUGUGGUGAAUUUCUCAUUUUUCCUCCAUGUAUGCUACAUUAUACAGUGCUUUGUCUUAGUAUGUACAAACCUGUUUUUUAGAAAUGUACAGAGCAAUACUAUUUACACAUGUUAUUGAUAAAUGCUUUAUUAUGAUGUUCUGCGUAGCAUCAUUUUAAUGUUCUUUAUGCAGCUCUCGCACUUUUGCUCUUAGUUGCAGCAAAUCAUGCAUUGCACAGAAAUAAAAUGCACCUGAAAGUUGAACCUUUA